This is a messenger RNA of Glossina fuscipes, 809 nucleotides long. Its product is annotated as cuticle protein 16.5-like. The record is from RefSeq and is a predicted model, not a curated record. NCBI's taxonomy places the organism in Eukaryota, Metazoa, Arthropoda, Insecta, Diptera, Glossinidae. The transcript is spliced from 3 exons. Bases 165 to 809 code for a protein of 214 amino acids.
UGCUUCCAUCAUCUCAGGCGAAGUGCAAUUGAAUCUUGAGAAAAUCUUGCGAAAAAAGUGUUUGUUUUUUUACUUUUUUUUUGUUAAUUGUCUUUUAGUCAGUUCUAACUAAUUUGUCCUGCAAAGCAUUUAAUAAUAAAAGCGCAUUAGUUGCACACUUUAGGAUGAAAGUUUUGAUCCUUUUCGGUUUGUUUGCUGCAACCGCUGCAGCACCUGGCCAUUUAUUUGGUGGUGGCAUCGGAUACGGUGGUGGCAUCGGAUACGGUGGCGGUAUCGGAUAUGCGGCGCCAGCUGUCAGUUAUGCUGCACCGGCCAUUGCAGCAGCUCCGGCCGUGAGUGUGGCUGCUGCGCCAGCUGUCAGUUAUGCUGCACCGGCCAUUGCAGCCGCACCCGCCAUUAGCGUUGCCGCUGCUCCAGUAGCAGUGGCUGCCCCAGCCAUUAAAGCUGUAGCUGCCGCUCCCGCCGCUGUAGCGGUUAAAGCCAUACAAGUUCCACCCAUGACUACAUACACAUCUUACAAAACCUUUAUUCAACAUCCUCCCACCAUAACUGUAGCUCGAGUGGCUGUGGCUGCUGCGCCUGCGGUAGCAGCCGCUCCCGCGGUCAGUGUGGCAGCUGCACCGGUUGCCGUGGCCGCUCCUGCCCCAGCAAUAAGUGUGGCCGCCGCUCCUGUCGUGGCCGCUGCCCCAGCUAUAGCUGCUGCACCUGCUAUCUCUUUAGGUUACGGCGGUUAUGGUGGAAUCGGCGGUAUUGGCGGUUUCGGCGGCUAUGGUGGUUUUGGUGGUUAUGGCUAUGGCAAGCACAAAUAA